UUCAUUAAUGUCUCAACAACAACAACAGCAGCGUUCUUUCUGGCCCUCAAAUCCACAACAAAUGUUGGGUGUACUACCCCCAAAUCAUUACCACCAUUUCGACCAAAUAUCACUUGCUGCUGUAGCUGCUGGUUUCCCUCAACAGCAGGUCCCUCAGUACGUGAACCAGUACCCAACAAAAUUUAUAUGUCCAAAAUACGAGUGUUAUUCGCCCGAGGAUGCGACUAUAACGAUGUCCAACGGUUCUGAUCAAAUGAGAGUUGUAGCUGUUCCCCAGCAACAACAUCAACAAAAUUCACAACAAAUUGGAGACCAAACAGCAGAAAAUUUGUUGGUUCCACCCUCGUAUUCUGACGUGCAAAAAGUUGUUUUGCAGCCACUUUAA
Meloidogyne enterolobii is the source of this 385-nucleotide messenger RNA. The record is from the annotation of a GenBank genome assembly. Lineage: Eukaryota; Metazoa; Nematoda; Chromadorea; Rhabditida; Meloidogynidae.